This is a messenger RNA of Ramularia collo-cygni, 1806 nucleotides long. RefSeq lists its product as uncharacterized. The transcript is spliced from 3 exons. The record is from RefSeq and is a predicted model, not a curated record. Lineage: Eukaryota; Fungi; Ascomycota; Dothideomycetes; Mycosphaerellales; Mycosphaerellaceae. The coding region runs from base 1 to 1806 and encodes 601 amino acids. Gene Ontology annotation, molecular function: DNA-binding transcription factor activity, RNA polymerase II-specific; RNA polymerase II cis-regulatory region sequence-specific DNA binding; protein dimerization activity. Gene Ontology annotation, biological process: positive regulation of transcription by RNA polymerase II.
AUGGGUCGCCGCAAGAUUGCCAUCAAGCCGAUUCGCGACGAUCGCAACCGCAGCGUCACCUUUCUUAAGCGCAAAGGCGGUCUGUUCAAGAAGGCGCAUGAGCUUUCCGUGCUCUGCUCUGUCGAUGUCGCAGUUGUCAUCUUCGGCCACAACAAGAAGCUGUACGAAUACUCAUCGUCGGACAUCAACGAGAUCAUCGGCCGCUUUCAAUAUUAUGGCGGUGCACACGAACACAAGGGACCACAGGACUUUGCUGACAAGGGUGGUGGCGGAGACGACGACGAUGAGGAAGACGCGGGCGACGAUGCAGGCGGCGAUGACCAACGAGGAACACCAGCACCAGACCAUCCCAUGAUGCAGCACCCGGGUGUAGGCGGACAGAUGUCGCAUCAUCCAGGAUUCCAACACGUCGCUCGUCAUGGAACGCCCUCCGGCUCACCACCAAUGCACAACGGAGGCAUGCCGCAGUUCAAUAGAGCCCCCUCCCCUCUACCGCCAGGAAUGUCCCGUCCAACUUCCCGCAACGCCCAGCAUCCAGCACACCACCAAGCACACAUUCGUCGAACUAGUUCGAAUCUUGGGCCCCAAGGUCAACCACAGCCCACUUAUGCUUACGCGCCGAAUCAGCCCUUUUACAGCCAACAAGCACAAAUGCAAGCACCGUCACAGCAACCUGUUCAACAACCAGGCUCCUACCCACCUCCGUACCCGCCUUCCAGCCAUCCGCAAAUGCAACAACAGCAAGCCUUCAUGCAGGAUUCCCGCCAGACAUCAAUGCCUCAAGGAUAUCCUCAACAGCCGCCACCACAAGCAAACAUGCAGCGCCACCCUUCGCAAGAACAUCUCCAUCCACAGCAGCAACCUGGACAGCCAUCUCCAAGGAUAGGAGAGAGACCGACACCAUCGCCUCAGCCGCCGCAGAAUGAAUUCGCAAGCCCGCAGAUGCCCCAGCCUAGACCGAUGCCCGCUCAUGCCAAAUCCCAUAGUAUCUUUACACCCAUCGAUGACAGUCGCUCACUGCUAGCACAACACUGGGGAGCCACUGGGAAUAGUGAUAUGCCUCGAUCAGAGGCGUUGAUCAAACUCGAGGGAGGUGGUCCGCGGUCAGCCUCGAUAGAUGUCGCGCAAAUGCAGCGCGAUAACCAAGCUCGAGCGAAUGGAUCAUCGACACAGAUCAGGCCACCGCCUUCACGACAUCAAAGCAAUUCUCCUAAUCCGCCACCACAGCGUACCGCGAGUACACCUGCUGCUGGUCCUGCGAGAGUCACCGCCGGUCCGGAUGCUAAGAGACCGCGACUGAAGGUGCAGAUUCCCAGUGAGCAGUCUGGCGAUGAAGGAGGGUCUGGUUCUGGCAUUGGCGACGACACCAGUGAACCUCAAACGAGUAAUCCUGCUGGCGUUCAAGCACAAGGCCAACCCUCGAUCGGUGUCCACUUGCCACCUCCGUCACCCAGCGCAGGCGCAUUGUUGUCAGCAGGUGCACAAGGGCCACCCAAUCCUUUCGCGCGACCCGCUCCGCCUAUGAGCACGAAUCCUCACGCAGCAAACCGAGAGGCAGCUAGCAGUCAUGUCGAGACGCCAAUCUCCGCACUACCGAGUCGCUUCAUGAGUGAUAACCUUCUUCCCUCGCCAAGCACCUUCUACCCUGAAUGGGGUUUCGGACGAUCAGGCGACAAUAACAUGCUUCCCUCUCCGCUGAAUUUCCAGACGCCGGUCGUGCCCAAUGGGUCUGGAUGGCGGGAGGAAGAAAGGAAAAGGGCGGCGGAAGAGCAGGAUGGAGGUGAUCCGAAGAGAGCAAAGAGCUAG